GGUCACUCAUCAGACCACUUUGUCCGGGUUUGGGUCUCCGUGCAAGACUGCUGAAAACCACCUCUCAGCUUUUCUUUCACCCGCGAGGCCACAAGGAAGCGAGCAGAGUCCGCGCACGGCAGCUCCACUCACAACAAGUGCAGCAAACCUUUGAAAGUGUCUUUUCUUGUAGAACCAUCCGCGCCCUGCACCACCAUGUCUGGAGAAGACGCACCUGUCCAGCAGCAGAACGCAGUGGACCAGAAGCAGGAGACCAAACCCGCCGAGGAGCCCAAACCCGAGCCGCCCAAGACGGAGUCGGAGCCCGCGGGCGCCGCGGAGGCAGCGGCGGCCCCGGCGGCCGCGGCCCCCGAGGAGGAGACGUUCACGUACCGCGCGCUCGUGCUCACCGGCUACGGGGGCUACGAUAAAGUGAAGCUGCAGGUGAAGAAGGGCAAGCCGGUGCUGAAAGCUGGAGAGGUUCUGGUCCGGGUCAAAGCCUGCGGGCUCAACUUCGCAGACCUGAUGGCCAGACAGGGGCUGUACGACCGGCUGCCGUCCCCCCCGGUCACCCCGGGGAUGGAGUGCUCCGGGGUGGUGGAGGCUGUGGGGGAGGAAGUGACUGACAGGAAAGUCGGCGAUAAGGUGAUGGCGUUGAGCCGCUUUGGGAUGUGGCAGGAGGUGGCCGUGGUUCCAGCCGGCCACACCUUCCUCAUCCCCGAGGGGAUGAGUUUUGAGGAGGCGGCAGCGUUCCCCGUCAACUACAUCACCGCCUACAUGAUGCUGUUUGACUUCGGCAACCUUCGGCCCAGCCAGAGCGUCCUGAUCCACGCCGCUGCAGGCGGCGUGGGCAUUGCAGCCACUCAGCUGUGCAAGACGGUGAAGGACGUGACCGUGUUCGGCACUGCAUCGGCCAGCAAACAUGAGACCAUCAGCCAGGGCGGAGUCACGCAUGCCAUCGACUAUCGCACCAAGGACUACGUGGAGGAAGUCCGCAAGAUCAGUCCGAAAGGGUUGGACAUCAUACUGGACCCUCUCGGAGGAUCGGACACCCACAAGGCCUACAAUCUGCUGAAGCCUAUGGGGAAACUCAUCACUUAUGGUGCAGCCAACAUGCUAGCUGGUCAGAGGAAGAACCUCAUCGCCGUGGCUAAGAACUGGUACCACCAGUUCUCCAUCCACACGCUCAGCCUGAUCCAGGGGAACAAGUCGGUGUGCGGAUUUCACCUCGGUUACCUGGACGGGGAGACGGAGCUCAUCACCCAGGCCAUGAACACCAUCCUGGAUUUGUACAAGGAGGGCAAAAUCAAACCCUGCAUCGACUCCACAUGGCAUCUGGAGCAGGUCAGCGACGCCAUGAGGAAAAUGCAGGAGAGGAACAACAUCGGCAAGGUGGUCCUCACCACGGAGCCCAUGCCCGAGGAGGAGAAGAAGGAGGAGGCCAAGAAGGAGGCCAAGAAGGAGGAUAAGAAGGAGGACAAGAAGAAGGAGGACAAGAAGAAAGAGGACAAGAAGAAGGACGAUGGCAAGAAGGAGGAGAAGAAGGACGACAAGAAGAAAGAGGAGCCCAAGAAGGAGGAGAAAGAGGAGGAGAAGAAGGAAGAGGUCAAGAAGGAGGAGAAGUGAAGGGGGGAGGGUUAGUUGAGCAGACCGGCAGGGAGUUCUGGGAGCGGGGGGAGGUGGUUGGGGGAGGAGCGGGAGCAAAGAUGGGAAGGAGUUGGGAUAGAUUUGAAAUUGAUCGCACCAUUCUCCGUCUUACAUCUCCCCUCUGCCUCGUUUAUCAAGCACACAGUGAUAACUCAGGCCUGGCUCCGCCCACUCCCCCCCCCCCCCCCCCCCACACACUUUUGUUUUUUUUAACCCACCCUAAAAAAUUCCAACCUUUCAGCCUCGUAAGCUCUAAUCUUGUCUCCCACCUCUUUUUCCGCUAAUCGAUUUUUGCUGUUGGGAAUCAAAAUGACAGAGAGUGGGUGGAGGAUGGU
Messenger RNA from Nematolebias whitei (Rio pearlfish), 1961 nucleotides. RefSeq names its product vesicle amine transport 1 (gene vat1). The transcript is spliced from 6 exons. The record is from RefSeq and is a predicted model, not a curated record. Lineage: Eukaryota; Metazoa; Chordata; Actinopteri; Cyprinodontiformes; Rivulidae. Gene Ontology annotation, molecular function: zinc ion binding; oxidoreductase activity. Bases 196 to 1605 code for a protein of 469 amino acids.